AUGCCCCUGGAUGAGAUCCUCUUGUCUCAAGGUCUAGGGCCCUCUCCUGGACCUAGCUCCUUUCCCCCAGCGCUCUCUACCCCGAAUCAUCAACACCCAUACUAUCUCCGACAAACUUUCAUCAGUAUUGACAACCUUAACAAUCUUCCUGCCCAGAACCCUCAUUAUUCCAAUUAG
This is a messenger RNA of Puccinia triticina, 177 nucleotides long. RefSeq lists its product as uncharacterized. NCBI's taxonomy places the organism in Eukaryota, Fungi, Basidiomycota, Pucciniomycetes, Pucciniales, Pucciniaceae. The coding region runs from base 1 to 177 and encodes 58 amino acids. The record is from RefSeq and is a predicted model, not a curated record. The transcript is spliced from 2 exons.